Lymnaea stagnalis (great pond snail) is the source of this 921-nucleotide messenger RNA. The record is from the annotation of a GenBank genome assembly. Lineage: Eukaryota; Metazoa; Mollusca; Gastropoda; Lymnaeidae.
UAUUACAUCAACGGCGUGUGCGGCUCCUUCAUCUCCCUCGUCGGCCUGGCCGGCAACGCCACGGCGGCCAUCGUGCUGCUCUUUCCGGCCAUGAGGAACUCCACCUCCCUGCUCCUGGUGGUCAUGGCCGCGUUUGACACCGUCUUCCUCGCCCUGCACUUCCUCCUGCAGAGCCUGCCGCUGGUCUUCAUGACGAACAACGUCUGCGAGGACUACUUCCCGGUCCGUGAGGCUUUGUUCAAGUACUGCUACGUGCUGGUCCAUGUCGCCCACACGGGCACCAUCUACAUGACCGUCGUGGUGACGCUGGAGAGGGCCAUGGUGGUGCUGCUGCCCCUAAAGGCGAAAAACAUAUGCACCAGAAGCAGAGCGGGGAUCGCUUCGGCUGUGGUCACCGUGUGCUCAAUCAUUUACAAUGUGCCCAGGUACCUGGAGUACACCAACGAGGCCGACAGUUCGCUGGCUUUGACUGACCACAGCGUGACCCGGUCCGAGUUCGGGCGGAGUUUUUUCUUCCAGGUUGUCUACCUCAUCUAUUUCAACAGCGCGGUCCACUUCAUCGUCCCCGUGGGGCUCAUCAUUGUCCUGAACCUCAAGAUGAUUCAGCGCGUGUGCACGCGCGGCCGCCGAGUGGUGCGUCUAGGGGGGUCAUGCGGCGAGUCCCAAACGAGGCUGACGGCCAUGAUCAUCACCUUGACUGGGUUGUUCUGCCUGUGCCAGCUCCUUGCGGCGCUUGAGCUGAUCUUGUGCCCGGACGAACCCGUGGGUCAGUCCGAAGUGGACCCCACCCAUUGUGAAAUGACGGGUACGGUGAUCAGCGCCGUGGGCGAGACGUGCACUCUGCUCAACUCGGCCACGAACUUCGUCGUCUACAGCAUCUUCGGAAACAAAUUUCGCCGCUGCCUGCGCCAGCUGUGCUGU